This is a messenger RNA of Octodon degus (degu), 6872 nucleotides long. It is a transcript of the gene Ablim1, whose product is annotated as actin binding LIM protein 1. NCBI's taxonomy places the organism in Eukaryota, Metazoa, Chordata, Mammalia, Rodentia, Octodontidae. Gene Ontology annotation, cellular component: stress fiber; actin cytoskeleton. Bases 183 to 2378 code for a protein of 731 amino acids. The transcript is spliced from 24 exons. Gene Ontology annotation, molecular function: actin filament binding. The record is from RefSeq and is a predicted model, not a curated record. Gene Ontology annotation, biological process: cytoskeleton organization; cilium assembly; lamellipodium assembly.
CCGCGCCCCGCGGUCCAGGCCGCCGCGUCCCCGCCCGCCGCCGGGCAGGUGUCCUGCGGGACGAUCUAGGAGCCCGAGGCGCAGGGGCCGGGCGGGCGCGGUGCCGGCUGUACUCCACGGAUAGCCUCCAAAACCUACGCCCUGCGGCUCCUCCUCUCCCUUCGGCCCCUCCUGCCUGAGCCAUGUCCACCAGAGUGGCCCACCCUCAGGACCCCCACCACCCAUCAGAGAAGCCUGUCAUUCACUGCCAUAAGUGUGGGGAGCCAUGCAAGGGCGAAGUGCUUCGGGUCCAGACCAAACAUUUCCACAUCAAGUGCUUCACCUGCAAAGUGUGUGGCUGUGACCUGGCCCAAGGGGGCUUCUUCAUAAAGAACGGGGAGUAUCUCUGCACCCUGGACUACCAGCGGAUGUACGGGACCCGCUGCCAUGGCUGUGGGGAGUUCGUGGAGGGGGAAGUGGUGACCGCCCUGGGCAAGACCUACCAUCCCAACUGCUUCGCUUGUACGAUCUGCAAGCGCCCGUUUCCCCCCGGAGACCGGGUCACAUUCAAUGGGAGAGACUGCCUGUGCCAGCUCUGCGCCCAGCCGAUGUCUUGCAGCCCUAAAGAAGCCUCCUGCUCCAGUAACUGUGCUGGCUGCGGGCGAGACAUCAAGAAUGGACAGGCGCUGCUGGCGCUGGACAAGCAGUGGCACCUGGGCUGCUUCAAAUGCAAGUCCUGUGGGAAGGUCCUCACUGGCGAGUACAUCAGCAAGGACGGCGCCCCAUACUGUGAAAAGGACUACCAGGGGCUCUUCGGGGUGAAGUGUGAGGCCUGUCACCAGUUUAUCACAGGGAAAGUCCUAGAGGCAGGUGACAAGCAUUAUCACCCCAGCUGUGCACGAUGCAGCAGAUGCAACCAGAUGUUCACAGAAGGCGAGGAAAUGUAUCUCCAAGGUUCCACCGUCUGGCAUCCCGACUGUAAGCAGUCUAUUAAGACAGAGGAAAAGCUGCGGCCACCAAACAUUCAUCGUUCUCCAUCUGAUUUCUUUUAUCCCAAAAGUCUGAUUCGCCGCACAGGACGGUCUCCAUCUCUUCAGCCUACCAGGACCUCCUCUGAAAGUAUUUAUUCUAGACCCGGAUCCAGCAUCCCUGGCUCCCCAGGCCACACUAUCUAUGCAAAAGUAGACAAUGAAAUCCUGGACUAUAAGGACCUAGCAGCCAUUCCCAAAGUCAAGGCCAUCUAUGAUAUCGAGCGCCCAGACCUCAUUACCUAUGAGCCUUUCUACACUUCGGGCUAUGAAGACAAACAGGAGCGACAGAGCCUUGGAGAGUCUCCAAGGACUUUGUCUCCUACUCCAUCAGCAGAAGGCUACCAGGAUGUUCGGGACCGGGUGAUCCACAGGUCCACCAGCCAGGGCUCCAUCAACUCCCCCGUGUACAGCCGCCACAGUUACACUCCGACCACGUCACGCUCGCCCCAGCAUUUCCACAGACCUGGCAACGAGCCGUCCAGCGGCCGGAACUCCCCUCUCCCUUACCGGCCCGACAGCCGCCCUCUAACUCCAACUUACGCUCAGGCCCCUAAACAUUUCCAUGUUCCAGAUCAAGGGAUCAACAUUUACCGAAAACCACCCAUCUACAAACAGCAUGAUGCAGCUGCCUCGGCAGCCCAGAGCAAGUCCUCAGAAGACAUCAUCAAGUUUUCCAAGUUCCCAGCAGCCCAGGCGCCAGAUCCCAGCGAGAUACCAAAGAUUGAAACAGACCACUGGCCCGGUCCCCCCUCCCUGGCCGCCGUAGGAACUGACAUGAGACGCAGAUCGAGUGGCAGAGAGGAAGAUGAGGAAGAGCUUCUGAGACGCCGACAGCUUCAGGAAGAACAGCUGAUGAAGCUUAACUCAGGACUCGGGCAGCUGAUAUUGAAGGAAGAAAUGGAAAAGGAGAGCCGGGAAAGAGCAGCCUUGGCCGCCAGUCGCUAUGACUCUCCCAUUCACUCAGCUUCACCUAUUCCAUCAUCAAAAACUUCAUCUCUCCCUGGCUAUGGAAGAAACGGACUUCACCGGCCCGUCUCCACCGACUUUGCUCAGUAUAACAGCUACGGGGAUGUCAGCGGGGGAGUGCGAGACUACCAGACCCUCCCGGAUGGCCACAUGCCUGCCAUGAGGAUGGACCGAGGAGUGUCCAUGCCCAAUAUGUUGGAGCCGAAGAUAUUUCCAUAUGAAAUGCUCAUGGUGACCAACAGAGGGCGCAACAAAAUCCUAAGAGAUGUGGACAGAACCCGGCUGGAGCGCCACUUAGCCCCAGAAGUGUUCCGGGAGAUCUUCGGGAUGUCCAUACAGGAGUUUGACAAAUUACCUCUUUGGAGACGCAACGACAUGAAGAAAAGAGCAAAGCUCUUCUAAAUCCUGCACAUAAGUGGCAGUUAGGAACACAAGGCUGUCGCGACAGCAGUGCCUAGGAUGUGUAGUAAGGCCCAGACUUGAUUGGAGAGUUUACAGCCACCAUCCCUAUGUGACAACAAAAGGGGAAAGUCUGGUCCCAACACCCAUGAGCCAAACACUGGGCCAACCAACAGCAACACUUGCCAAGCAGCAAUGGGGUAGAAAUUUCUAUGUUCUCAAAUUGAGCAGUAGUGUCCACAUGUGAGCUUUUUACAUGACCUCGUGUCCACAACAGGAGCUUCCUCCUUUCUCCUUUUGUUUUCCUCUAACUGUUGUCCAGCAUAGUGCUGACUGUACUGAUAAGAGCCGGCAAGUGCCCUUAGGAUGCUGCUCGGGAAGAAACAGUAUGCUAAUUCCAAAGUAUAACUGUAUUUAUUACAUAGCACUGUGCUAACUAAAGAGGAGGCAGCUGAGAAGUGCAUCUGUGUGACAGCGAGUUUUGCACACACGUCUUCUUACCAGCCUCAGACAGCAGAGCCUGUGCACAGGCAGGCCUGGAAAUCAGGAAUGGCACCGGGCAGCUCUGACCGGGUGGAUGACUACUGGGAAAAAUCAUUUUUGACAAGCUCCUUGUUCUCUCCUGUUUGCUAGGAACAAGCUGGCUAAUUGCCUGGCCGUUAGUAGAGUGCUUAUCAGAGAAAAGAAAAGGGGUGAAGGGAAUCAUCUCUGAGCUCUGUCCUGCUUCAGGUAGUGUCCUAAACCCUUCCUCCCCACCAAGGACAGGAGCCAGCUUGGGCUCCACCUGUGCCGACAGAGGAAAGACACGGACCGUGUCCAGCUUGGCGUGGCUGCAUGCUGCUGGUGAUGUUUGCCUGUGGAUUCCGCCAGUCUUAGAAAAGGACAUUACUGUCCUGCCACCAGCCUAGGCUCUUUUACUCUGUGCCCUGGCUCUAUCCAGCACCCUGUGAAUCAGAUCAAGCCCGUGCUGGUUUUCUUCAGCAGCUGGCUAAGAAAAGGCACAUUUUUCUCCUAAAUCUCCUCCAAAGUAGGUUGCACCCCACAGAUUUAUUUUGCCCCACACUCUUAACUUCAUGGAGUAGAGGUGUGUGUUUGUGUGUCCCUGUGCGGAUUGCUCACCCAGGGCAGUUUUGUGAGUCUGCAUGUGCUUUAUAACUUCUCCUUGGAUGUCACACUGUGAUACUGCUUCUGAAGGACACCGGCACAAGUGCAUGUGACGCAUGUGACCAAGAAGGAGGCUAGGCUGUGCCCCAACCUCACCUCCUUUGUGGGGAGGUGUUGAUGCUGCCGGGCAGCGUGUCCGUGUGCCAGUGCAGCUCCAGGUGCAGUCAGGCUGUGCUGCAGCUCAGAGCGCCUCACCAGAGUCCUCGUCCUCUGCCGUGCUCAGCUCAGCUCAGAGCCUCAGCCUCGUCCUCACUAACGCGUGCAAAUAAGACCACAUUGUGAGGCCUGGUGUGAGUUGGAUAAAGGAGACUCUAAGGCUCAGUCACUUUUGUUCUUGUGCUCUGAAGCUCUGCUUAAGCGUUUAAGCUCUGUGUUAAAACCAAAGGAGAAAGCUUUGGAAUUCGUCUGCAAGGUCUCUUGAGACAAAAAGCUCAGUGAUUCUUCAGCACCCUUCUUUCUCCCUUCAUCAAAGACUAGGAUCACCAGCUGCCCACCUGGCCUGGGUGGUAAAGAGCAAGCUGUAGAGUUUCUGAGUCCGUGCUGCAGACCUGCAACAUGUGACCCUUCUGCCUGUUGGGUUUGAGUGCUGUGGUGAACGCUGUAGUUGCUCUAAGUUUUCUUCUGUGCGCUUAUUGAGGGAAUCCAAGUCUGAGAACUACUCUCCCCAAGUUGUGUGCCUGUGUGUUGGACUUGCUGGCAUAGGCGAGGGGCGGCUCUGACAGAAUGAGUCUAAGGAGAUGAGACUGGCUUCUGCUUGGGCCAACGCCGCCUGCCGUCUUCCCCUGCAGGCCUUAAUUGCCUGCCACUUUUCCGUGUUUCCACUGUCCUCUGCCCAAAGCCUGUGUGUACUAGUUCUUGCCUUGCCCUGGCAGAGUGUAGAGGUGGGGACUGUGGUGCAUUCAGUGUCUCCCCACCAUCAUCACUGAUGGUGGCUAUGGCUACGUGGGUUCCUGCGCUUGGAUGACGGAGACAAUGUUUUUCAUUAUGGCGCUAAAGAACCUGCCAUGCUUUUCUUUGGUUAAUGAAUCAUCACCCAUAAAAUGCAGAUCAUGUGGCCAGGGGGAGAGAAACAUGGGUAUUUGGGGCAAUCAGAUGGCGAGGCUCAAGUUCUUACUGCUUUACAUUAAAAGGAGAUGGCUUUGUCCUGGAAUAGGAAAAUUAGACAGAGAAGGGACAGCUCUCCUCUUUAUGUAACAGAGGCUCGCAAAGAAGGGCCUGCCUAAGGGUGCAAUGAUAAAUAAAGAACUGGACUCUAAAUUCUGCUCCCAUUAAAGACACCCUGCUUUUCUUAUAUCUUUUGAACUCAGUUCUGUACCUAGCUUGAAAUGUUUUGAUAAAGCUUCUUUCCAUAUCAAGCAUACUAGUUCAUUUAAACUGUACCACACAGAGAUGCAAUUGCUGGAAAACAGCAGUGGUCCCCUGACUACAAGCAGAGCAGCAUUCUGCCCUGGGGAGAGGCUGCUGGUGACAGCCACAUGGAGUGGGCCUCCGGUCUCCACUGCCAGGGAAGAGGCUCCAGCUGACAGGAUGGCCCAGGAUCCCGGCCCAGAGCAUGGGUUCCAGGCCCUCUCCACUUUGCUAAACUGGGCUCAGCACGCUUGACCUGGAAAUGUCUAGGCCACAGCACAGAAGAGGAACCCCACCUACCCUGUUUUACACAGGAAAGUAUGAACUGUAACUCACAGUCGCUUGCUCGCUCUAGGAAAAGAAUGACAUACACGGCAGGCUAGGUGCAUAUAUUAAGGGCUACAUUUUCAAGCAUUUGGCUUACUUAUACCUUGAAGUGCAUACUAAUUGCAUGAGGUCGGAGGGGCCUCAGUGACAAUAUGAGGGUUAGUGCUUCCUUUCAGAUGUCUUAGAGGAAGUCCAGGCUCUCAGGUGUUCUUCCUGUGUGACUUCUUUGGAGACAUGAAGAGCACCUGGAAACCUGUACAGCUAGCUAUGCAUCUCAAUUUUGGUUUGGAGUUUGUUACAAAGUGUUUUUAAUAUGACUUCUUUGAUAAUUAAACAUAAACUGCCUGUUCUCUGCAACUUCACAGAGGAAACCUAAAAUUGAUGGGUAAUAGGGUACAAAAAAAUCCCAGACUUUGGGAUGGUUUUCUAUCUGUGAUGUCUUCUGUUCUCCCCCAACCCCAACCCUGCUGCCUUCUCUGCUGAGGCCUCAGCUUUAGGAAUUUUCUGUCCCAGACCUCAGUUUCCCCAUUGUAGUCUGGUGUCCCUCACCCCUGACCUGCAGGAGUGCAGCUGGAAAUGUUUCUAGAUCUCUCAUCUGAUUUCUAUGUACCUUGAAGCAAACGUCGUUUUUCUAAUAAUUGCUUCUCAGAUGAUAGAAAAUACCUAUGCUUUUGCAAGUUUCCAAGUAUUCAAAUUAACCAUUUUUGACUAGGUGAGCCUUUCUAAAAAUUACUUAGAGCAAACAGCCUUGGUGUUCUGGGGUGUGAUGGGGGGGCUGGCUCCAGCGUGGGCAUCUCGCUGCCCACCCGGUUUCUGGCCAUAAUGAAUGGGGGAGGGGAAUGAACUCUGACUCAUCCACCCUUUUGUGUCCUGAAGCAAGUUCAGAUGUUAAACCGCAUUCUCUCUAUAUUCAGUCUUUACUUCCUGUGCCAGCCUUGAUUUUAUUUGAUUUUUAAAAUUAUUUCCUUUUGACAAACUAAGUACCCAUGUGCCCUACAGCUUCCUCUUAAUGCUUCUUAAUGAAGAAUAUUUCAAUGCAAAAACAAAGAUUAUCUGGGGCCCAAGACGUGCAGUGCAGUCAUCUCACCCUGACGAUGUACCUGCCUUCAGGAAGCAGCCCGACCACACUGUCAUGGAGGCAGAGAAAGCAUUUUAAGCAAAGCACUGUAUCUUUCCAUUGGUUGUCAGGAGGCAGAGGAAGCCGGUGACAGACAUGCUUUACAUAUGGAUUGUUACAUUGUCAUUUGGCCAAGUUUAAUUUAUGGCAGACUCAGAAAGCAGGAGGUGGUUCCUUUAAGUUGAAACCUUCUAAGCAGUGAAUGUGUACACAAUAAAAUUAAAGCAAAUCCAACAUUUUCUGAAGCCUAGUAUAAUUGAGUGGUAGUCACCAUUACCUAAAAACACAUCCUACAGUGUCUUUCCCAAGAGUGAAGUUCCCGGGAGCGUCUUCCUGCGCCCUUAGAAGGAAGAUGGAAGCAGACACAACAGACCCGAUGUGCAGCUAGGGGAGGGGCUGCUGCCUGACUGCGUCCCCAUCUGUUUCUUCACCUUUUGGAAGGGGAAACCCUUGCCCCCAAAACUCAUGUUCCUUUUCUGCUUUGUGUGUAGACUUGUCUAGUAAUAAAUGUAAGUGGUUUCCGUGAGUUGCCAGUGACCCUG